Molecule: messenger RNA, 2865 nt
Organism: Chilo suppressalis (striped riceborer)
Lineage: Eukaryota; Metazoa; Arthropoda; Insecta; Lepidoptera; Crambidae
Source: the annotation of a GenBank genome assembly
AUGACGCGGGACAGUUACGAGAUGAACACCAAUCGCUUGUCACGCGGUGGAUCGCUCUUCGGCGCAGAUCCACAAACGCAGCUCAGAACAGCCCUGCGCACCAACGACUACGCGACUUUCAAGAAACUCGUCAGCUAUGGUGCCGUCGAUCUUGAAUAUGUAUACCAAUACCCAGAUUACAAAUCGUGCCUUGAUCUAGCAGUAUCUGAACUUGGCAGGGAACAAUUCGUGAAACUUUUGCUUCAGCAUGAGGUGAAUGUUAACAGACUCAACGAAACGCAUGGUGCUGCGCCGAUACAUUUCGCAGUGGAAAGUGGCAAUUUGGAAGCACUAAAAGAGUUGGUAGAAGUUGAUGGCAUCGAUAUUAACAUUAAAAGUAAAGGCAACACCGCGUUGCUUUUGGCUAUAAAAAAAAUAGAAGACUUGGAAGAUGAUCGCGAGAAUGAGUUGGCCGUGUAUGAGGACAUGAUAGAGUUACUAUUAAAAACUGGGUGUAAUCCAAAUUCUCCGGAUUCAAAAGGUGUGACUCCAGUUUAUUCAGCUUCCAAACAAGGCUUAGAGAGAGUGAUAAAUUUUAUUUUACACUAUUCUAAGGACCCUGUAGACCUGGAUACAUAUAAAGACAGAAGAGGAAAAACAGCUCGUAAUUUUUUGAAAGAAGCUUUUCCUCAUCUUUUACCAAGAUUCGAUUCGGCUGUUGAAGUUAUCGACGCAAUUGACAACGAUAAAUUAUUUUCAUAUCUAAGCCGACAUGAAGAAGAUAACUUUAUCCGUGAUUUUACUAAGCUUGUUAAAAAGAAUGAACAUCGAUCUGCGCUAACAGCUAAUAAUGGUAUAAAUACAAUGCUACAAGUUGCUACGGAAAAGGGGCUCGAAAAAGUAGUUGCUAACCUGCUUGCGAAUGGCGCUGAUCCAAAUGCUACAUUUUCAGGAAAUAACUAUAGACCAAUAGCAAUUGCAUGCCAAAAUGGAUUCCUUAAAAUUUUAAAGAAAUAUGUUGAACACGAAUCAAUUUUAUUUGACUCUGUCAACGGAGAAUCCUUGGUACAAAUAACGAUAAAAGGUAUGAGGUCUUACUAUAAAAACCCUAAGAGUGAUCACAGGGGUUGUCUCAAAUUGUUGCUUGAAAAUCCUAAAGUCAACAUAAACGUUAACCACCCUGAUAUAAAAGAUAACACAGCAUUACAUUACGCGGCGAGAAACGGUGACAAUGAUACAGUCUUAGAGUUAUUAAGGAAAGGAGCAUGUGUAGGACUUCGAAAUAAAUUUAACGAACCGCCUCUAGCAGACAUUAAUGCAAAGACAUUAGAAACAUAUUUGGAUGAAUGUAUUACAACAAAUGGCGAACGACCAAGUGACGACGAUUACGAAAUACAUUUUAAAUACAGCUUCUUAGUUUACCCAAAUAAUUCACUCGAAAACGAACUAAGCAAAGUGCCUCUUAUGGAUAACGCUAACAAUAACGUAAAAGAAUAUGAUGCGAUAUUAGCACCUGAAACUGAUGCCCUCCUAUAUAUGACACGAAACGAAGAACUGCGUCAAUUAUUGAAACAUCCAGUUAUUACAAGCUUUUUAUAUUUGAAAUGGCAGAGGAUAAGUUGCCUUUUUUACGCUAACAUUACUUUUUAUUCGCUUUUAUGGCUUUGUUUAAUACUUUAUAUUAUACUUGGAUAUGGCGUCGAUAAGAAACCACCAGAUGCGAUUGCAGCAUUAAACGUCGUAACUCGUGUAGGUGCCAUUAUUGGUUUAAUACUUUUGAUAUUGAGAGAAACAUUCCAAUUACUCGUCUCACCAACAAGAUAUCUACAGAGUAUAGAAAACUGGAUGGAAAUAGCGCUUAUUAUUGUAACAGCCUGGAUACUAUGUUAUGAUUCAGCCCAAGAAUCUACUAAGCAACAAUUAUCUGCAAUAGCGAUUUUAUUAUCAUCGGCAGAAUUAGUCCUCCUCAUUGGUCAAUUCCCAACUCUAUCAACAUACAUUGUCAUGUUAAAAACAGUUUCAUGGAACUUCUUCAAGUUUAUGCUAUGGUACUGCAUUUUGAUAAUCGCAUUUGCACUGAGCUUCUAUACUUUAUUUAGACAAGUUAUUGAAGAAGAACAAGUGCCACCAAAUCCAAACACCACAGAUAAGGAAGAAGACGAAGAGGAGGACUUCUUCGAAGAUCCAGGCAGAUCUCUUUUCAAAACGAUUGUUAUGUUAACAGGUGAAUUUGAUGCCGGAUCUAUUAAAUUCAGCACUUUCCCAGUAACCAGUCAUAUUAUAUUCAUUGUCUUUGUAUUCAUGAUUCCUAUAGUGCUUUUUAAUUUACUGAAUGGCUUAGCAGUUAGUGACACGCAAGAGAUCAGAGCUAAUGCUGAACUGGUCGGGCAUAUAUCUCGGAUAAAACUAAUAUCAUAUUUCGAAAGUAUACUCAUCGGAAAUGCCCGUGAAUAUGUUAGGUCAACUAAUUGUUGGUUAUGGCCGUCAUACUUGCAAAACUUACAAAUUAUUAAGCCAAAAAUGUUGUGUAUCAAGCCACUAGCGAAACGAGUAGCAUUAUUUCCUCACUUUUUGCCGAAGUACAGAAUUAUUGUUAAGCCCAAUCGCGAUAACCAAAUUGAUAUACCUCAUCCUGAACCAUUGGGUAAAUUUGGAGAUGAUUAUGAAGACAUAGAAGGUGGCGGAUGUUGUUUUGAACGCUGCCAGAACUACAGAUUGGACAGAAAAAUAGUGAAGAAUGCUAAAAUUAUCAUCAGUAAAAAGACGCAUGUAUCAGAAUUUGAUGAGAUUAAGGACAAGUUGUUAGUGUAUGAGGAGAAGUUUUCGAAUCUGGAAAAUACACUGAAGAAGGUACUGCAAGCCAUAGAAUCGAAUCAUAAAUACUAG